AUGUUGAUGGGUGCGCGCUUGGCUAGGCUUAUGCGCGCACCGACAAGAUCAACAUUCUUGUUCUUCAUCUUUAUUGUCAUGCAAUCUUGCAUGGUAAUGACAUCCUUUGGGGUAUCAGACAAGGAGAUCCUUUUAACGUUCAAGGAGUCGUUAGCAAAUACAAAAGCUAUCAACAAUUGGGAUCCUAAUGUAAACCCUUGUAAUGAGAAUAGAGGAAACUGGAUUGGUAUUAAAUGUCACAAGGGACAUGUUCGGGGUUUGCAGCUUGAAAACAUGGGACUAAUGGGUAACAUAGAUAUUGAUGCACUUGUUUCUUCGCAAUAUUUGAGGACGUUAAGCUUCAUGAACAACACCUUUGCUGGUUCAAUGCCUAGUUUCAACAAACUUACUGCAUUAAGAUCGGUGUACUUAUCGUUUAAUCAUUUCAAUGGAGAGAUUCCGGAUGAUGCCUUUGUCGGUAUGAAAUCUUUGAAGAAAGUUUUAUUGGCGAAUAAUGAGUUUACGGGUAAAAUUCCUUCAUCCCUUGCUGCCUUGCCUAAAAUUUUGGUGUUGUCACUUGAUGGAAACAAAUUUGAAGGCCAAAUACCUGAUUUUCUACAGAAGAGUUUGAGGAAGUUUAAUGUGUCUAACAAUAAUUUGGAAGGCCAAAUUCCUGCCAGCUUAAGCAAUAUGGAUCCCAAUUCUUUUUCAGGCAAUGCUAACCUAUGUGGAUCACCUCUAGAAUCAUGCAAGAAAGGCGGGAAGAAGUUGUCAGUUUUUAAAAUCACUGCUAUUGUGGUAAUGGUAGUUCUUGUAGCAGCAGUCAUUAUUGCAGUUUUCUUCAUAUUCUACUUUAAAAAGAAAUCGAAACCAUUAGAACGAACCUCAACCUUGCACGACAAAAACUGGUUUGAUAUUUCCUAUUCAGAAGGACCAGAACCAGUGGAACCUACAGUACCAGUGAACACUGGACAACAUAAGGUGAAGUCUGAACAUGGGAAGUUGACAUUUGUUAGGGAUGACAGAGAGAAGUUUGAUUUGGAAGACCUGCUUAGAGCUUCAGCAGAGAUUUUAGGGAGUGCAACAUUUGGGUCUUCAUAUAAGGCUAUGAUAAUGAAUGAUCAAGUCGUGGUUGUAAAGAGGUACAAGCAUAUGAACAUUGUGGGAAGAGAAGAGUUUGAUGAGCAUAUGACAAGGCUGGGAAGUUUGAGUCAUCCCAACUUGCUGCCUCUUGUGGCCUAUUAUUAUAGGAAAGAAGAGAAGCUGUUGAUUUCUGACUUUGUUGUGAAUGGUAGCUUAGCUAGUGUCCUUCAUGGCAAUCAUUAUGAAGACAAACCAGCACUUGAUUGGCCAACCCGUUUGAGAAUAAUCAAAGGUGUAGCUCGGGGAUUGGCUUACCUCUAUGAUGUCAUCCCUAGCCUAAUUAUACCCCAUGGACACCUAAAAUCUUCAAAUGUGCUUCUAGAUGAGUCCAUGGAUGCCAUACUAGCUGAUUAUGCUCUAUCCCCAGUUAUCAGCCUUGACCUUGUUCAACAGAUCAUGAUGGCUUACAAGUCACCCGAGUUUGCACAACAUGGCCGCAUAACAAAGAAGACUGACAUAUGGAGUUUAGGAAUAUUAAUAUUGGAGAUUUUAACAGGCAAGUUCCCAGAGAACUAUCUCACACAUGUUCAUGAUAGAAAUGCGGAUUUAGCGAGUUGGGUUAACACAAUGAUUAAGGAAAAGCUGGUGAGUGAUGUGUUUGAUUUAGAAAUGGGGGGAGCAAAGAACAGCAAAAGUGAAAUUUUAAAGCUUUUGAAGAUUGGAUUGAGUUGUUGUGAGGAGGAUGUGGAGAGAAGGUUAGAUAUUAAUGAGGUUGUUCGAAUGAUUGAAGAGUUAAAAGAGGGAGAUGGUGAUAGUGAAUAUAUAUCAAGUGUUACCAAUGAUGGGGAUAAUUUUAGAGGUAUGUAAAACACAAAUGAAAACGUACAAAUAUAUUGCAGGGAUCGGAUCAUAUAUUUUUGGCUUCCCAAUGUUGAAGAACAGGAGAUGGACCCACAAUGAAAUAUCAACUUAUUUUUUUGUUUGCCUUUUUAUUUUUUAUUUUGGACAAGAAGUUGGUUUUCAAUGUGUAGGAAUUGGAGCAUGACUUCUGUUUCUUUGUGUAAAGAGUGGCCCUUUUUUUAGAACUAGUUAGGAUUACACACAAUAUGUCUGUCUCUCUCUCUCUA
This is a messenger RNA of Quercus robur (English oak), 2189 nucleotides long. Its product is annotated as pollen receptor-like kinase 4. Lineage: Eukaryota; Viridiplantae; Streptophyta; Magnoliopsida; Fagales; Fagaceae. The record is from RefSeq and is a predicted model, not a curated record. The transcript is spliced from 3 exons. Gene Ontology annotation, molecular function: ATP binding; protein kinase activity; protein binding. Gene Ontology annotation, biological process: protein phosphorylation. Bases 1 to 1929 code for a protein of 642 amino acids.